CAAACAUGGACCCCAAUAAUCUCAUGUUCAAUUCUGGAAUUUCAGGUGGAAGUCCAGUAAAGGAAGAAGAAAAGAAACCUACGCCUGACUUGUUUUCAAAUUUACCUAAAAAUGAUGAGACUUCUUUGAAUAAAGCUAGAGUUCACAUGGUUCCUGGUAUCAACAAUACUGCUGAUUUGCUCGUGUAGGCUAAGAAUUGUUAAUUUCGAUAGGAAUGGAAAAGAUCAGAAGUUUGACAAAGAUGCUUUUCAGAGAAAACUUGGUGUUGAAACUCCCAACAAUGAAGAGUCUAAAGGCUAUCUCACUGGCAUCCCUCAGGAUGCGAAAAGCAUGACGAGCAAUGAGUCCCAUCCCUAUAUGCAAUUUCAAAAAGCAGCUGGAGAGAAUAAUGAGUAUUUGCCUCAGAUUCCAAAUUGGGAAGGAGUUAAAACAUUUAUCCUGCCAAAAGAAUACGCUUUAAGAGAGUUUGAUGCAAUCCAAGACCACAUUGAGAAAGAGUUUAAUGAAAGAAAUAUGAGGAAUAUCCUUUGUGAGAACCAAUAUGAAUAUGCUAAGGUUCACAAAUGAAGAAGGUUCAACGAAUGACUCUGCAGAGUCUUUGCACGAGAUUUACUCCAACUCGCUUACUAUAAGAGAGUUGAAAAUGUCCACAAAUAUCUUGAAAGGUUCUUUCUUAAGCCCCAAGUGUAUUUACCAUUUCCAGAGCUAUUACUAUGGCUUCAGCUCGAAAUUGGGAGAAGGAAUUUCAAGCAGGCAGAAGCUAUUAUGAAGAAAUAUAUAGCUUAUACAACAAAUUUGAUCAAUGACGAAACUAAAAAUGUUGUUUCAUUGGAAUUAAAGAAAAGCAGUGGACCUAAAGAUCCUUGGAAAGCAAAGCCUGAACUGUUAGACCUUUAUGAGUCCCAAUAUUAUAAGCUGAUUGAUGUGUAUUUGUUUGAUAUUCUACUUCCUGACCGUGGAUAUGACAAAACUAAAGAGAUUUUAUUGAAAGAAAUCGCAAUGGAGAAAUCUCUCAAGCUAAAGUAUCUAGAUAAAAUCGGAGAUUAUUAUUGCAGCUCUAUUAGAGAAACAAGUCUUAUUCAUGGUACUGAAGCUCUCCAACAACUAAAUAAAGCCACUAUAAAAGACCAAAUGGAGCAUAGAGUUGAAGAGAUCAAGAAUGUAAGUAAUGACCAGCAAGGAGAUACUGAAGAAGAAGACGAAACAGUCAAUCCUUUGUUCCAAAACACAUUUAAUCGUCAGAGAUUCGAAAAAUCUAAGAAAAAAGACAGCACUGAAGAGAAGGGUUCAUUCUUAGAUGUUCUGAGACAGAAAAUGAAGGUGACUCCAAAAACAUUCAUCACAAUCCUUUCCCUUGUAAUUGCAAUCUGGCUCUGGCGAGGAGGCUACAGAAAACUUAGGCAAUAUAGAAUUUUUAAGUUUGCUCUUCUCCAUAUUUUUGGGAUUAAGAGUAAAUAAUACGUCAUUCAAUUAAUAUGA
Moneuplotes crassus is the source of this 1479-nucleotide messenger RNA. The record is from the annotation of a GenBank genome assembly. NCBI's taxonomy places the organism in Eukaryota, Ciliophora, Spirotrichea, Euplotida, Euplotidae.